AUGCUGCCGGAUGUGCCGAAUGGCCAAUUGGAAUCAUGGAACGAACUAGAAGUAAGUUUCUACCUUCCUCCGUCUCUCUCUCUUCUUUUUAAAAAGAUGGAUCAGUACGUGAUGGUGGCUGAUGACGAUACCGAUACGUACUGCAUCGAGCCGGCCAGUUCCGGACUGCCGCCCUUCGAAGCGAGCCUCGACGCGUUCCGGAAGGAUGAAGGAUCGAAUACCAUUCGCUCCACGACGGUCAAAAGGCCGGCGGCGGAAGCGAUAGCGACAUUCCCGCGACAGCAAAAGUCUCAGCGACGCGUAACCUUUGGUCCUCGCGAAGAAAUAUCGAUACCCGUGCCUUCGUCCCGAAUUCUGCAUUCCAGACUCCUCGCGAACCAUGAAAUCAAAGAAGACGAGAUCGAGAGUGAUCGCCGAAAAGAAACCAGUGAACCGUUCCGACGAUCGGUUCAAGUCAAAAUGCUCAAAAGCUCCACAACGCAACAUGGUCAACAUCCGACGAACCGACGAUUGAAGAAACUGCGUCGCGGGGAAGUGCCUUAAGUGUGUGGCUCACGGCGACUCGCGCUGGGUAAACGGUAUAGAGUACUGUUCGGGGUGUUCCCAGAAGUUCUAGGAGAAUAAGGCACACGUAGAAAAAUAAUAAACAGCAAAUAUCCGAUUAUCCAUUCAUUUAUUAAUCGUGAAUUAAAUUAAUCGUGCCACCGAACAAACAUGAAUUACGAUACUAACCAGGAACCUUCACCGUACGCGUCAUUGGUUCAAGUUCAAGUUUAUAGGUUGAGUCACCUCUUGAUCUUGGAUUAUCUCAUCAUUAUUCUCAAUUACUUCAAGUCUUCUAAAGAAUGGACGUUAUUCGAAAUUAUCCCUGAUUUUCGAGUAUGGUAUUUUGGUAUUUUGAAGUCUGCCGGGCAUUAUAGCUCCGAUUAUUAGGGUUCCAAUUUAAUUGCCUCGAGGUUUUCUAUUUCUUUUCUUUCCGCGUUUUUUCUUACAAUGUUUUUGUUCAAUGAAAAGUCCCGUUCUCAACUCAUGAAUUUGAGUGUUUGCGACAACACCCAAUAAAGGGCAACUUUAUGAAGUUUUCCGAAAAAUUUGGCUGAUGAAUAAAUUCAAUUGAACAGGAAGCAAGAAAGGUGAACUAGAAUUGUACUGCCUGAAAUUAUUCGUCAGCUUCAUUAUUCGCAAUGGGAUAUCCUGUUCAUCUUCUGCAUGCUGAGUUCUGCUAGUAGAAAAAAAAAUCGCACAGUACAUCUAAAAAGAAAACUCACACACACUAUUAUUCAGAGCACGGUACUUUUUUCUGGUGACGGUGCAUGUAUCAAAAGGAAGAAUAAAGGACUCAUAAUUCGUAAAGAAUGAGAAAUAAAUACUAUAUUCUGACAUCAUCGCAGAUGGUAAAUAGCUAAAUAGCAUCACCUAAAACUUCUGGGUACAUUCUCGUACUCGUAUCAUGUGAAACCUCGGAUGGAAACGUGCAGAAUGUGUUCUCAUGACAUUAUUUUUGUCCUUGUUAUGCGUACCACGAAAUGUCACAGUGUUCAACUUCAGAUCUGCUUGCAAGUUCAAUGAAUGCGACUGAAACUUCA
This is a messenger RNA of Notodromas monacha, 1586 nucleotides long. Lineage: Eukaryota; Metazoa; Arthropoda; Ostracoda; Podocopida; Cyprididae. The record is from the annotation of a GenBank genome assembly.